UGUCAGUAAGGGUUGCAGUGUACCGUGUCGAAAAUCCAACAAACACACUGAAUAUAUUUUCUUUUUUUCAGCGCGGGUGAAAUUUUCUGUGCUCAGCCUAAUUAGAAAUCAAAGGUGGAAUGUUUGGAAUAAUUUCUGCAUUGGAAAGAUGAAUCAUCAGUGCUCGAUUCAGAUAUUCAUUGUUAACAAUUCGCAAAAAGAUUACGAUGAACUUCAAGAAGUUUAUCGAUGAAUAUGGAAUAAGUCAUUCCUUUCUCUGAGCAAAUUUUGACUGUUCAAUGCAACUAGAAAUCGAGAAAGAAUAAUAUAUUCUAAUUAGAUGCGUUAUGAAAGGAUGUGUUGUUAUAUUAGAAUAAAAUAUUUAUGAUGUUGAUUGAAACUCCAAAAUAUGUUGAGGCGAGGUUUGAGUUGCAUAUUUUUGUUAUUUGAAGCUCCGCGGUUGAUUUGAAUUUAUUAGACACAAGAUGUCUUGGAUAGUACAGUCGAUAGCCGUGGUGCUUGUGCUGGCCACCCUCCAGUGCGGAGCCCAGCGGGCCAGGGAGGUACUGCGGGGCCAAGUGGCGAUGCUUCGAAGGGAGCAGUGGCGUGACAGGGAACGCAUUGAAGCUCUCGAAAAGAGGCUGUUGGCGCGUGGAGAACGCGAUUCCCCUUCUUCUCAAGCAGUGGCGUCGGAAGGGAUUUUCGAACUUCUGGAGGAAGUGAGUCGCGAGAUUUCGGAAUUAGCGGAGGAACUGAGGCAAAGACAGUGGCUUGAGGAGGCAGUGGCGAGCCUGCAGUUGAAGCAGGAGGAGGAGGGGAGGGUGCUGCGACAGCUGAGCCGGAGAGUGGAAGUGCUUGAGGAAGAACAAAGAAAUAUUUCUCAGCUGAUAUUAACUAACAUUGGACCAAUAAGAAACGAGGACAAGCCCGUAAUAGUGAGUACUGUAAACCCCUGGUCGGAAGAAGGUUCCGGAGAUCUUCUUGGUGAAUCGCUUUUUCCUGCAGUUACUUCAAAAAAUGAUGUGCGCUUGACAGGAGAAUCACUGAGAGAAACUGGGAAAGCUGUAACACUAUCGAAGAAUAUAAUAGGAACUGAAGCCAAUGAAAAAAUUUUAAGUCUCUCCAGACAAAUGCAUUUGGUUCAAAAGCAAAAUCAGCUGAUUGAAGAACGAUGUAUAGAGCUUAUAAGUAAUGUGACAGACGAUGUAAAAUCAUACACGGCAUUGCUGGAAAACUUACAAGAUGAUUUGAGCAAUUUAUGGAAACGGGUUGUGAAAGUGGAUUUCAACGCGGCGCAAUCACAAGCUGCUUUAGAUGUCCUCGAACGUGAUUGGAUAGAAGACAGAAAAAGUAUCAAUAAUUUACAGAACGGAUCCAACGCCAUCCUUGUCCAAUUAAAUGAACACAGUAAAAGAUUACUUGCUUUAGAGAUGCAGACGACUAAUCUGACUUUGCAGCGAUGCCAAAAUGAUGGCGAAACUUACAAGAGUCAUUUGCAGAUACAGAAUAUGGAACUUCGCCUCAAUCAAAUAGAUAACAGGAUUGACGAAUCUUUGAAGCUCUAUGAAAAUCACCGGAAAUCUAAUGAAAACAUCUUGCGAAGUUACCGAGAUGCUCUGGCAAGCAUUGCGAGAAGAACGCACAAUAUGAGUGGAGAGAUUUCAAGUUUAUCAAAUACUCAAAUAGGUUUACGUCUUGAUAUAAAUAAGUUUGUCAAGCAAUUGCCAAAAGACUGUGCCAAGGAAACGACUAAUGGAAUUAUAUUGAUUGAAGUGCCUUUAAUGGGACCGCUAGAAGUUUUCUGUGAUACUACUCCUGAUGGGGGACCUUGGAUAACUGUACAAAAAAGAUUUAACGGUUCUGAGAGCUUUUUCCGAGACUGGUCUGAAUACAGAAAUGGUUUUGGUGAUUUAAACGCAGAGUUUUGGAUUGGAAAUAACCCCUUGCACCUCCUCACGCGCAAGAGACGAAUGAAACUUCAUAUCGACAUGUGGGACAUCCAAGAGCGAUACUUUUAUGCUGAGUAUCAGACAUUCCUCAUCAGAUCUGAGCUUGAUCAGUAUGCCAUUGAAAUAUCCAAUCAUUCUGGUAACGCAAGUGAUGCUUUGACGUCUCAUUUUGGAAUGGGAUUCAGUACAUUCGACAAAGACAAUGAUGCAUCAAGUGCGAAUUGUGCUGUCCACCACACAGGUGGUUGGUGGUAUCAACAUUGCCAUCGAGCAGAUUUAAAUGGAAGAUAUUCCUUAGGUAUGACGUGGUAUGAUGAGUAUAAUCAAGAAUGGUUGCAGUUAGUACGUGUUGAAAUGAAAAUAGCUCCAAAUGAAUCUUAAUGAUGAGUUUAGAUUGCCAUAUAUUUGCUUUAGUUGAAGUUCAUGACAUAUAUUUCUGUUUUUAAAAAGAAAAAAAAAUGCAGAAUCUGUCGGAUGUUUUUUAACAAUUUAAAAAGCAUUCAGGCCAUAUAAUUUCAAUUAUAAGAUUAUAAAUAUUUUAGGGUUUUUAUGUAUUGUAUGAAGAAAAUGAAGGUUUACUGAAAGCAUUAUAAUAUAUUUAUAAUUAUAAUAUGAUUAUAUUAUUAUAAUAAUUAUUUUUAUAAGAUUAAUUUCUCUAUAUGAAAUGGAAAAAAAAAAUACUGCCUGAAAAAUUGUUUCGAAAAAAAUCUGUUUCCCCUUUUAAACAUUUUAUUAUUUGGAAAAAAUAUAAAAUAAUAGCUAUAUAAAAAGAGCUAAAACCGAAAAAUAUCUUUAGCGCAUCACUCUAGAAAAAAAAUUAUGAACUAAUGAGACAGACUAAUAUUAAAAAUUCAAAAUUUGAUAAAUGGUUAUAGAUUUACUUUUUAAUAACAUUUCAUAAUCAGUUAUUUUUUAAAGGAAAUUCUUGCGUUUUAAAAAUAAUUCAACACGUAAAGUUAAUCACAGUACUUUGAUUACAUUAACUUUUCUUAAAUAACCAGAGGAUGUAUAAUUUUUAUUUCUUAAUUUUUUUCUGAUCACAGCACAAAUAAAACUUAUUCUCAAUAAUAGAUUGCGAUGGUUUGCAUGACGUUAAUAGCUUUCUUUUUUUAUUAAUUUUAACUUUAAUUUCAAUUAAUUAUAUUAAUUUCAAAUGUCAUAACGAUUGUUUCUUCUAUUUCUUUAAUCGAACUCGUUAUUAAAUAUUGGCGAUGUUUUAAUAUGCUUUAAAAUCUUUGAAUAAAAGGAAUGGAUCAGAAUUAAGGGUAAAGGAUUUACUAAAGAAAUAUACGCUUUCUUUUCAAAAGGAUUAAUAUCAAUUUCGAAAAAUAGAACGAAUUAGGUUUUAUUCAAAUUAAAUUUUUUCAAAAAUAUAGUUAAUAAAAUUUGUCGUGCUUUUCUAACAAAGUGCAAAUACUAUUUACUUACUAUUUGCAUGAAAGUACUAGAGAAAAACCUUUUUUUUUUUUUUUUUUUGCUUUUUAGGGGGGAAAAAAAUAGCUUUCAAAUGAAACCUUAAAGAAUUGAAAGAAAAUGAAUUCUGCAAUUUGCUACAAAUUACCCAUAGAAUAAAAAAUUUAGGACAAAGCAAAGUGUUAUGAUAUAUAAAAACAUUACUAAUUUUUCAUGUUAAUCGUGCCAAAAAUUUGGACUAAGGAUUUUUAAUUUUAAGGUUUGAACAAAGAUAUUGCAUUAGUAUUAAAACAAACAGAAUAACGCACUAGGUGUCAUUUGCAUUACAAAAAGAUAUCGCUUUUGUUUAUCACUAGAUCGCACAUUUUGCAAAAGUUAACAGCACCUUGAAACAUCACAACAUUUUAGAAGCAUUUAGAUAUAUUGAUGAAUGACACAAACUGCAAAAGAUAAUGAAGUUCCCACCGAAUGUAUGUUUUUAUAGAGCACAAACACUAUUUUUACUCACUCGUAAGUAAAAAUUCAUUUUCGAAGUUUAACAUACUUAAGAAGCCUUAUAGUUAGAAGAUGUGUGAACAUAUAUUAACAUUGCCAAAGACAGCUAAGUCAUUAUACAAUCACUUGACAACUAUUCGUAGAAUACUUUUAUUAUUAAUGACGUAUUUGCUUCAAGAAAAUGUUCAUAUUAAUAUUCUAAGCAUAUGGUCCUUAAUCAAUAAGAGACGAGUGUAGAUUCGAAAGAGGAAAAUAAAUGAGAAGGAAUCGAUAUUAAGUUUUUUAUAUCUACCAAAGUGCUUGUGUGUAAAACGAAUGGUGCAAUAAAUUUUCUUAUUUCUA
Molecule: messenger RNA, 4178 nt
Organism: Argiope bruennichi
Lineage: Eukaryota; Metazoa; Arthropoda; Arachnida; Araneae; Araneidae
Product: protein scabrous-like
Exons: 8
Coding region: 465-2309 (614 amino acids)
Source: RefSeq, a predicted model, not a curated record